GAAGUGAGAUGCCCAUGUCAUGGAUCACUUAAGAAUCAAAUAGUUGAUGAGCUUCCUCUCUGCAACGAACAGUCCAGUAGAAUCACCUUGGAAGAGAGUUCCAACGAAGAAGAUGCAAUGAUGGAUGAUUUUCCAUUUCUAAGAGGCAAUCCCUUCACUGCCACAUUGUGGUUUGGCUUACAAGGUUUACAUAUGACUGUUAACGGCCGGCACGAGACUUCUUUUCCUUACAGAGAGAAGCUUGAGCCGUGGUUAGUCAGCGCUGUCAAAGUCUCAGGUGGUCUGAAACUGUUAUCUGCGUCAGCCACAAGACUGCCUGUUCCUGACCACCAUGCUUCUUUAGCUAUAGAAGAGAAGCUGAAAGCUCCAUCUCUUUCCGGGACAAGGAUAACGUUACUGGUUGGUGUUUUCUCCACUGGAAACAACUUUAAGCGGCGUAUGGCACUGAGAAGGUCUUGGAUGCAGUAUGAGGAAGUAAGAUCUGGAGAAGUCGCUGUUCGGUUUCUCAUUGGCCUUCACACUAAUGAGCAAGUUAAUUUAGAGAUGUGGAGAGAAGCUAAAGCAUAUGGUGACAUUCAGUUUAUGCCUUUUGUUGAUUACUAUGGUUUGCUUAGCUUGAAAACUGUUGCGCUUUGCAUUCUCGGGACCAAAGUCAUUCCAGCGAAAUACAUAAUGAAGACAGAUGAUGAUGCGUUUGUUCGGAUCGAUGAACUGUUACUGAGUCUAAAGGACAAACCGUCUAGUGCACUUUUGUAUGGUCUGAUAUCAUUUGAUUCAUCGCCAGACCGUGAGCAAGGCAGCAAAUGGUACAUUCGUAAAGAGGAGUGGCCUCUAGAUUCAUAUCCUCCAUGGGCACAUGGCCCUGGCUACAUCAUUUCUCAGGAUAUAGCGAAGUUUGUGGUGAAGGGUCACCGUGAAAGAGAUCUUAGACUUUUCAAGCUGGAAGAUGUGGCGAUGGGAAUAUGGAUUCAGCAAUUCAACCAGACAGUAAAAAGAGUGAAGUACAUGAAUGACAAAAGGUUUCAUAAUAGUGGUUGUGAACCAAAUUACAUUCUUGUUCAUUACCAAACUCCUCGGCUAGUUUUGUGUCUGUGGGAGAAGCUGCAAAAGGAGAGCCAAUCUGUUUGCUGCGAAUAGAUAUCUCAAUCUUGUUGCACAGAUUGAGAUUUUGAUGAAAUUUUCUACCAGGAAGUAUUGAAAUCUUGUAUAAGAUGUUAUGUAACAUUUGAUGUUUUGUAUAAUAUGCAGCAUGUAAACUAUGUGAAGUCUCUGUCUAAACCUAUUGUAUAGAUUAUGGAAGUGCAUUUACGA
This is a messenger RNA of Raphanus sativus (radish), 1311 nucleotides long. RefSeq names its product hydroxyproline O-galactosyltransferase GALT3. Gene Ontology annotation, cellular component: Golgi membrane. The record is from RefSeq and is a predicted model, not a curated record. NCBI's taxonomy places the organism in Eukaryota, Viridiplantae, Streptophyta, Magnoliopsida, Brassicales, Brassicaceae. The transcript is spliced from 7 exons. The annotation marks the transcript as partial. Gene Ontology annotation, molecular function: carbohydrate binding; galactosyltransferase activity.